AUGGAGAGGAAUUGGGUAUUGCCCUCGAACUUGGACUUUACGGCCUGUCGGGAAGACUUAAAACUACCAAGUCUCGAGGAUAUGCGUGUUUACUGGCACACUAAAAUGCUGGCUGCACAGCGAUACAUGGCUGUCAUGAACGAAGGUUUCAGUCUCGUGCUCCACUUGAACAAUGAUCGAUAUGCAGACGAGCUAGAAGCAAACAUCAGAAAGAAUUUCAGCACUUUACAGCCACGUGCUCUUGACAGCUUGGAGAACCCUGGCUUGAGUUGGACCGAUCUUAUCAGAGAAACCAACGAAGCUUCCUUCACCCAGGUCGACAAAGGAGUGUUUUCGUGUUGUGUUCGCAAUCACAGAUUUAAAAUGACCGCUGAGGAUCGCAAACAAGUUUGCCGUUACCACUCCAUCUCACUUGUGCAUCAAAUACCGGAACAAAAACAUGUUUGUAUCGAGAGAGAUACCAUUUCUGAGCUCCGCACUUUGAUUGUGGACUGUAAAAAAGAUCGAGAAGAGGGUAGGUCUCCUGGAAAGACAAUAUUUAUUCAGAUGAAGAUUAACCUGAACAGCGGCUAA
Molecule: messenger RNA, 573 nt
Organism: Penicillium manginii
Lineage: Eukaryota; Fungi; Ascomycota; Eurotiomycetes; Eurotiales; Aspergillaceae
Exons: 1
Coding region: 1-573 (190 amino acids)
Source: RefSeq, a predicted model, not a curated record